Messenger RNA from Rubroshorea leprosula, 4804 nucleotides. NCBI's taxonomy places the organism in Eukaryota, Viridiplantae, Streptophyta, Magnoliopsida, Malvales, Dipterocarpaceae. The record is from the annotation of a GenBank genome assembly.
GUAAAAGGGAUCGCAGCAACCUCCCGCCAAACCCAAACGAAGGGUUUAAGCAUUCACUCACUCUUCUCCCCAAACCCUAACUCUGCAUUCUCUACCAUCCUCCAUCCCCUUCCCCGAUUUCUCUUUCCAACACCAAACCACAGAAUCCCAACCCCACACUCAACAGCGACAAUGAGUUUCGCGGCCUACAAAAUGAUGCACUGGCCGACCGGAAUCGAGAACUGCGCCUCCGGCUUCAUCACACAUUCCCGUGCUGACUUCACGCCCCAAAUUCCAAUAAUUCAGACCGAUGAUCUUGAAUCCGAGUGGCCAGCCAGGCGCGGGAUAGGUCCAGUUCCUAAUCUCAUCGUCACAGCUGGUAAUGUUCUAGAAAUCUAUGUGGUUAGGGUACAAGAAGAGAACAGCAGGGAAACCAGAGAUUCUGUCGAAGUGAAGCGUGGUGGUGUGAUGGAUGGUGUCUCCGGGGUUUCUCUCGAGCUCGUUUGUCAUUACAGAUUGCAUGGUAAUGUAGAAUCGAUGGGUGUACUUUCUGUUGGAGGGGGUGAUAGUUCCAGAAAUAGAGAUUCUAUUAUCUUGGCGUUUAAAGAUGCAAAAAUUUCAGUCCUGGAGUUUGAUGAUUCAAUUCAUGGACUUCGAACAAGUUCAAUGCACUGUUUUGAGGGUCCAGAGUGGCUUCAUCUGAAAAGAGGCAGAGAAUUGUUUGCAAGAGGACCUCUGGUAAAGGUUGAUCCUCAAGGCAGAUGUGGUGGCGUUCUUGUUUAUGAUUUGCAAAUGAUAAUACUUAAAGCUGCUCAGGCUGGUUCUGUGUUGGUCGGAGAGGAUGAUGCUUUUGGUACUGGAGGUUCAAUUUCUGCUCGCAUCGAGUUGUCUUAUAUUAUAAGUUUACGUGAUUUGGACAUGAAGCAUGUGAAAGAUUUUAUGUUUGUGCACGGUUAUAUUGAGCCUGUGAUGGUUAUCCUUCAUGAGCGAGAGCCUACUUGGGCCGGGCGUGUCUCGUGGAAGCACCAUACUUGUAUGAUUUCUGCCUUUAGUAUCAGCACAACCUUGAAGCAGCAUCCCCUCAUAUGGUCUGCAGCUAAUCUCCCACAUGAUGCUUACAAGCUAGUUGCAGUUCCAUCUCCAAUUGGUGGUGUUGUUGUCAUUUGUGCAAAUACAGUUCUUUAUCACAGUCAGUCAACCUCCUGUGCACUGGCUUUGAAUAGUUAUGCUGUCUCUGUUGACAACAGUCAAGAGCUGCCAAGGUCAAGCUUCAGUGUGGAACUUGAUGCUGCUCAUGUAACUUGGUUAUUAAAUAAUGUAGCCUUGCUGUCAACAAAGACUGGAGAACUAUUACUCCUGACCCUUAUUUAUGAUGGACGGGUUGUGCAGAGACUUGAUCUUUCCAAGUCUAAAGCUUCAGUACUCACUUCGGACAUCACAACUCUUGGGAACUCAUUAUUUUUCUUGGGUAGUCGAUUGGGAGAUAGUUUGCUUGUGCAAUAUACCUGUGGAUCAGGAUCCUCCAUGUUGCCAUCUGGUUUGAGGGAAGAGGUUGGGGAUAUUGAAGGUGAUGAGCCUUCAGUAAAGCGAUUGCGAAGGUCACCUGAUGGUUUGCAAGAUAUGAUUAGUGGUGAUGAGCUCUCCUUAUAUGGUUCAGCUCCCAACAAUACUGAGUCAGCACAGAAGACUUUCUCAUUUGCAGUUAGAGAUUCAUUGGUUAAUGUUGGUCCUCUGAAAGACUUUGCAUAUGGCUUGAGGAUAAAUGCUGAUCCAAAUGCAACUGGAAUUGCCAAACAAAGUAAUUAUGAACUGGUUUGCUGCUCUGGUCAUGGAAAGAAUGGUUCCCUCUGUAUUCUUCGGCAGUCAAUUCGUCCAGAUGUGAUUACUGAGGUUGAAUUACCUGGUUGCAAAGGAAUUUGGACAGUUUACCACAAGAGUACGCGAACAGCUGCAGCUGAUGAUGAAUAUCACGCAUAUUUGAUCAUAAGUCUUGAGACUCGCACUAUGGUACUUGAAACAGCUGAUCUUUUGACAGAAGUAACUGAAAGUGUAGACUAUUACGUACAAGGAAAAACGGUUGCUGCAGGAAAUUUGUUUGGGAGGCGUCGAGUAAUCCAGGUUUUUGAACAUGGUGCUCGAGUUCUUGAUGGCUCUUUUAUGACUCAAGACCUGAAUUUUGCAUCUUCUGAGUCGAGCUCUGGUUCUGAAAAUUCCACGGUGUUAUCUGUCUCAAUUGCAGAUCCUUAUGUAUUACUAAGAAUGACUGAUGGAAGUAUCCGACUUCUUGUUGGAGAUCCUUCUAGUUGUACCCUUUCUAUAAAUAAUCCAGCAGUAUUUGAAGGCCCAAAAAAGUUAGUAUCUGCCUGUACACUGUAUCAUGAUAAAGGGCCAGAGCCAUGGCUACGUAAAGCAAGUACUGAUGCAUGGCUUUCUACCGGCAUUGAUGAGGCCAUUGAUGGUGCUGAUGGUGGGCCACAUGACCAAGGCGAUAUAUAUUGUGUUGUUUGUUAUGAGAAUGGUGCUCUGGAAAUAUUUGAUGUGCCAAAUUUCAAUUGUGUUUUCUCUGUGGAUAAAUUUGUAUCUGGAAGAACCCACCUUGUUGAUUCCUGCGUUCAAGAAUCACCUAAAGAUUCUCAUAAAGUGAUUAAUAAAAGUUCUGAAGUAAUAGCCAGCCAAGUCAAGAAAGAAAAUAUCCCAAACAUGAAGGUUAUUGACUUGGCCAUGCAGAGAUGGUCUGGAAAUCAUAGUCGUCCAUUUCUUUUUGGAAUACUGACUGAUGGAACAAUACUUUGCUACCAUGCUUACCUAUUUGAAAGUCCUGAUAGUACUUCCAAGGUUGAGGAUCCAGUUUCGGCACAAAAUUCUGCCAACCUCGACAGCAUUCCGGCUUCUAGAUUCAGGAAUUUGAGAUUUAUUCGUGUCCCUGUAGAUGCACACAUCAGGGAGGAGACAUCAAAUGAAACCCCAUGCCAAAGGAUUACCAUUUUCAAGAAUAUCAGUGGCUAUCAAGGAUUUUUCCUUUCUGGAUCAAGACCUGCUUGGCUCAUGGUAUUUAGAGAACGGCUUCGAGUUCACCCACAGCUAUGUGAUGGAUCUAUUGUGGCAUUCACUGUUCUUCACAAUGUAAAUUGUAACCAUGGGUUCAUAUAUGUUACGUCACAGGGAAUUUUGAAGAUUUGCCAGUUGCCAUCUGCAUCAAACUAUGAUAACCAUUGGGCAGUGCAGAAGAUUCCGCUAAAGGGCACUCCACACCAAGUUACUUACUUUGCUGAGAGGAACUUUUAUCCACUCAUUGUUUCAUUUCCUGUUCAUAAGCCAGUCAAUCAAGUUCUUUCAUCUUUAGUUGAUCAGGAAGCUGGCCAUCAGAUUGAUAAUCAUGGUUUGAGUCCUGAUGAGCUGCAUCGUAAUUACCCUGUGGAUGAAUUUGAGGUUCGGAUUUUGGAACCAGAAAAAUCAGGUGGAUCUUGGGAAACAAAGGCUACAAUUCCAAUGCAAAGUUCAGAAAAUGCUCUUACAGUACGAGUGGUCAUGCUGUUAAAUACAGCUACAAAAGAGAAUGAGACACUUUUGGCUAUUGGGACUGCUUAUGUUCAAGGGGAGGAUGUUGCAGCAAGAGGACGCGUUCUUUUGUAUUCUGUUGGAAGAAAUACCGACAAUCCCCAGAACUUGGUUUCGGAGGUUUAUUCUAAGGAGCUGAAGGGUGCCAUAUCUGCUUUAGCCUCACUUCAAGGUCAUCUCUUGAUUGCAGCUGGUCCUAAGAUUAUUCUACACAGGUGGACUGGUACUGAGUUAAGCGGCAUUGCAUUUUUUGAUGCUCCACCAUUACAUGCUGUGAGCUUAAAUAUUGUCAAGAAUUUUAUCCUCCUUGGUGAUGUUCACAAGAGCAUAUACUUCCUUAGUUGGAAAGAACAGGGAGCUCAACUUAGCUUAUUGGCAAAGGAUUUUGGCUCCCUCGAUUGUUUUUCAACUGAAUUUCUGAUUGAUGGAAGUACACUUAGUCUCAUGGUUUCUGAUGAACAAAAGAAUAUUCAGAUAUUCUAUUAUGCACCGAAGAUAUCUGAGAGUUGGAAGGGACAGAAGCUUCUUUUAAGGGCUGAAUUUCAUGUUGGUUCCCAUGUCACCAAGUUCUUGCGGUUGCAAAUGCUUUCGACUGCAUCUGAUCGAACCAGUGCAGCUCCCACUUCAGACAAAACCAAUCGCUUUGCCUUGUUAUUUGGUACGUUGGACGGCAGCAUUGGUUGUGUUGCACCUCUUGAUGAAAUCACAUUUCGGAGGUUGCAAUCUCUACAGAGAAAGCUUGUUGAUGCUGUUCCACAUGUGGCUGGCUUGAAUCCAAGGUCUUUUCGCCAGUUCUGUGCAAAUGGAAAGGCUCACAAGCCUGGCCCUGACAGUAUAGUUGACUGCGAGCUACUUUGCCAUUAUGAGAUGCUCCCAUGGGAGGAUCAGCUUGAAAUUGCUAACCAGGUGGGGACAACUCGUUCACAGAUUCUCUCAAAUUUAAAUGAUCUUACUCUGGGAACAAGCUUCUUGUGAAUGCUGCUAUUGAAACCGAGCGUCUCAAAACCAGAGGAUGCUGAGUCCACUUUAUCUACGGAAAAUCAAUGUACAAUCUUUGUAUCUUAGAAUUAGAAUUUGGUUUCUUGUAGUAUGAGACUGACUGACUGCUAACAACAACGCUGCACUGCAACAUGUUCAGAUUUUGACUUGCUUGCCCCAAGAUUUUUGGGACACAGUACAGGUGACAAAGAUCCUUUUGCUAGCGAGAAUUUGUAAUCUCUUUAGUUUCUUGAUUUAUUCAUGUAAAGAGCAUAUAAGUGAAUUUCUG